UGGCAGGAAGUGUUGGUGUGGGUAAACAAUUGGUGUUGGCAGCUUGGGACCGCGGGACGUCUGCAGCUGUUGACAUGGCCAGCCCCAGGACCAGGCGUGUAUUGGCAGAAAUUAAGCCCAGAGAUGAGAACAGUCAAUGUUUUGAGUGUGGAGCACACAAUCCUCAGUGGGCUUCAGUAUCCUAUGGUAUUUGGAUAUGCCUCGAGUGUUCGGGAAAACAUCGUGGUCUGGGUGUACACUUGUCUUUUGUUCGUUCUGUCACGAUGGACAAGUGGAAGGACAAUGAACUGGAAAAGAUGAAGGUUGGUGGGAACAAAAGAGCCAGAGAGUUCUUAACAAGUCAGAAAGAUUAUGAGCAUCAUGCAGCCUUACAGCAAAAGUACAAUACAAGAGCUGCUGCCCUAUAUAGGGAUAAGAUUGCAGCAAUGUCACAGGGUAAAUCCUGGAGCAUAGAGACUUCAGCUGCACAGAAUUACCAGUCGACAUCAGUUCCGAAGACUUGCUCGGCACCGGCUUUCAAGUUAUCAGAGCAGAACUUGUUUUCUUCAAAUGGCAGUGGUUAUAAUGGCUUCAGUAGUAGUGGUGGUUAUCAGGAUUGCCAAGGAGGAUAUCAGGGCGGCUACCAAGAAGCUGGCAUUAAAAGUCAAACGGAAGCAUUUUUUAACAGGGUUCAAGAUGAAAAUGCUUCUCGACCAAAUCACCUUCCACCUUCUCAAGGAGGACGGUACUCUGGCUUUGGGAACUGCCCCAACCCACCUCCAAAGAGUGCAUCAACUGAGAUACUGGACACUGCGCUCAGCUCUCUGUCUACUGGCUGGUCAUUGCUGUCACUGGGUGCUACUAAAAUUGCUGGAAAAGCUGUGGAAUACAGUAGUAUAGCUACAGAGAAAGCUACAGAGUAUAGCCACACCAUCACAGAUAAGGUCCGUGAGGGCAAGCUGUUGGAGGAGCUAUCAUCUCAGGCCACUAACAUUGGCUCUAAGUAACCAAGCCACCCUAGAUGGUCAGCUGGACAUGCAGGAUGGUUCAUACCACAACAAAAAUGGUCAUCCUGCAUUGUGGAAUGAGAAUAAACCAAGAAAUAUAUGUCAAGAAUUGGAAUCUUCUGAUGGCUGGGGAGAUGACAACUGGACAAAUGACUGGGGCAGCAGUAACAACAGCAAGGCAUCCUCACCUUCACAAAAUGCAAAUGGGUCUCCUGAUCCCUCCCCAAAUGCCCGUGUCUCAAAAAAAAAUGCCAACAAUAUCAGUAAGAAGAGUAAAGGCACAAUCAAAAAGGAUGGAAAGGCAGAGCAGGAGCUACUCGUUGAUCUUGGAAACAACGGCACCAAAGGCCACACUUGGGACAAUUGGGAUGAUGAUGACUGGGAGAAAGUGGAAGGACAGUGAUAUGAACUUCAUUGUGACUUGAUGCAGAACAAAUAACUAGUUUAAAAAAAAUUGACUGGAGCUUGGCAUAUGUUAGCUGGCUUUGAUUUAUAUUUUUUCAGGUAAUGGCAACAUAAACUUUAGAAAUUGUUUUAAAUUAGUUCAGAUAUUUGAUGUAAUGUGGCUUGAACAUAUAUACAAGCAAAAUUAAAAGUGAUGAUAAAUACUGUAUGGUCCCAAAAAAUAACUAUAAAACCCAUUUAUUAAAACUAAAGGGACAAUUAAUGUGAUAGAAAUACACAAUAAAAUGCAGUAUAGUACUGUACAUAGAAAAUAUGAGCUUGGGUACUACUAAGAAUUUGAUGGAAAAGUAGACACAGAUACAAGUGAUGACAGAGCAUUAGCUUCUGCAGUGUUUUAUGUAUAGUAUGUUUGAGGUACAAUCAAACAUGAUGAAAAUUAACUAAAACUCAAAGGAGUGUUUUAAAGACAAUAGUUUGCACUGAUGCCUGUUAGAUUUGUAAAUAUCAUUAAAGCAUUUAAACACUGAAACAACCCCUACUUGUUCAUUCCACAUAAAGUGACUCUUGGUGAUUAAGUAUGUCUUAUCCUAGGGCUUUCUGUAUUAUCCCAAAUAGGUAAUACACUCACCAAUAUUUGAUAAGGGAAUGAAUGUUUUAAAAGAACAUUUUGUGUAUGUGCAAUUUUUUAAAUUAGAGUAUAACGAUUACAUAGUUAUACUGUAUUCUUAAUGUCAAGGAAUUAGAGAAUAAAUUUGCUUUAAUUUUGUACUGUACCACAGUAGACCUACUUAGGAAGUAUUGACAAAACUGCAUAUACAAAGCACCAGAACAUUGAUAAAUAUAGCUAAUAAGGUUUUGAAAUAGUAUAAGAUUUAACGUGUAACUGACUUAUUUAACACACUGUACUUUCAAACCCAUACUAUACAGUAAUAUAUAAGAGAUUUUAAUAUGUCUGCUUAUUAUAUAUUCUAGAACUUAAUUUGUUCAUGUGUGUCUGUUUGGAGAUGGUUUUGUUCAAGAAUGAAUACAAUUUUUUUGUUUUUAAUGUCUUGUUUCAUAAGAUUUUCCUAAUUUAAAGAAAAAUUAGUUGUUAAUCAUGUUUUUGGUAAAGGGAUUUAAUGAAAAUAUAUUGGUAAUGGGAUGUAAUAAAAAAAACAGCAAAUCAACACUUUUUGUUUUGAACAAUACUUCUGAGCAAUACUGUACCUGUAUUGCAGUACAGCCAAAGUUUACUAUAAAAUUCAGAAUUGUGUAAAGGCUGAUAUGCACUGUACUAACAAAGUAAAUAGCAAUUAAAUUUAUUUUUGGUUAAGUUUCUAGUCCUGUGGAACAUAAUACUCCAGAAAAUUUAGUAUGUGCAUGUAUGUCGUUUUAACUAUCUGGUACAGUAUAAUAUGAAUAAAACAGAGUUAUGCAGAUGGCACAAGGACUACAGAUACAUUGUACUAUACAUCAAGUUAGUGCAUCCUUUUCCUGGAUUCAUCAAUGCAAGCCUCUUACUAAGAAUUAUAUUGUCAGUGUGUGUACUCAAUAAAAGUUCUCAGCUUUUAAUAAAUCAGACUUUAUAUGUAAAUGGUUAUUGGUGAUAUUACUAUUUAGUGAUGUAACAUGUAAAUUAAAAAUGUUUGUUU
This is a messenger RNA of Procambarus clarkii (red swamp crayfish), 3022 nucleotides long. The record is from RefSeq and is a predicted model, not a curated record. NCBI's taxonomy places the organism in Eukaryota, Metazoa, Arthropoda, Malacostraca, Decapoda, Cambaridae.